UCAGUGGGCUGGCGCCGGGCAGAAUUAAUCGAUCGCACUCGAAUAAUUCGGUGUGUGUGAACUUAUACUUCAGAAGCACCUAUAGAUUAUUGUUGAGAACGUUGGAUAAAAAAACGCACUCAAACGACCAGUUAACUUCGGUCGUUCGUGCCGUGAAGAACUAAAAAACAGCUUUUGUGUCAUCGUACGCAUGACGCAUGUCAAACUUUCGCGCUCAGAAUUUGAAUCGUAGCAACAUGUCAUGGCAUAUUAUAACGGUUCGAACGAAUUCUAUCGACGAUCGUUUUUUGAUAACGACGUACGCAACAAUUAUUGUUCGCGAGAACUACAAUAAUAUUAUCGUUAUUUAUCACACUACAUAACGAGUGCGACGAGCACAGGACAGAUUUAAGUUUGAUUCGUUCCGACACGGCCGGUGAACUUAGCGUACCAUUCCGUUUUGUCAGGACUGCGGGCAAAUGAGCGGUUUGGACGAGGCGGAUCGUUCGAAGGACAUGAAGAAAUACGCGGUGAAGGUUUUCCAGGAAUGCGUGAGAGCGGUGUCGCCCAGGACGAUCGUCAGGAACGCGGUGAGAUUCGACUCGAGCAACCUGUACGUGAACGGAGCGGCGUACCGCGUGCCGGGCGACGUUUACGCCAUCGGUUUCGGCAAAGCGGUGCUGGACAUGGCCCUGGAGGUGGAGAGCGCGCUGGGCGACCGUCUCAAGGAGGCCGUGGUCAGCGUGCCGGUCGGCACCCGUCGGCCGCCGCCGUCGUCGUCCAGGGUGUGCGUCCUGGAGGCGGCCACGAACAACGCGCCCGACGCGCGGUCCGUGGCCAACACCGAGCGCAUGGUGGCCGGCACGGCGUCCCGGCUGGCCGCCGGCGACCUGCUCGUCGUGCUCGUGUCGGGCGGCGGUUCGGCGCUGCUGUGCUCGCCGACCGUGCCGCUCCCGGACAAGGUCCUGGCCACCCGGCUGCUGUCCGCGGCCGGCGCGUCCAUCGAACAGCUGAACGCCGUGCGCAAGGCGCUGUCCCGGGUCAAGGGCGGCCGGCUGAUCGAGUGGGUGCGGCCCGACUGUCCGGUGGUUGCGCUCGUCCUGUCCGACGUGGUGGGCGACCCGCUGACGGCCAUCGCCAGCGGGCCGACCGUGCCCAACGACGAUCCGGACGGGCUGCCCCUGGAGAUCGUCGACCGCUUCGGGUUGCGCGACGCCAUGCCCGCGACCGUGGUCGAAGCUCUGCUCGGUAACGAGUCGUUCGCCGGUGGCGGCGCGCUGUUCGACAGGGUGCACAAUCACGUGAUCGGUAACAACGCGGUGGCGCUCGCGGCGGGCGUCCGGUACGCCGGCCGAGACUUCAAAACGGUACUGCUGACCGACCGACUCUGCGGCGACGUCGCGCUGGUGUCCGCCUUCUAUGCGGAUCUCGUGGAGUACGUGUGCCACUUGUACGCUGACGGGCCGGCGGCCGACGACGUCGAACGCAAAAGUCGACUGAAGACGGCGUCGACGUCGAUAGUCGGCGGCGGCGGCGUGGACGUCGAGAACCUCGCCCGGAGCGCGGUCAAAGCGUCGUCCGAAGGCCGGGGCCUGUGCGUGCUGAGCGGCGGCGAGCCCACGGUCGUGGUCCGGGGCGCCGGCCUGGGCGGCAGGAACCAGGAGCUGGCGCUCAGGGUGGCCGUGGACUUGGCCCGGCUGCGGCGGCGGCCGGACGUCCGGUUCGACGUGAUGUUCUUCAGCGGCGGCACGGACGGCAUUGACGGCCCGACGGACGCGUGCGGCGCCUUCGGUUACCCGGCGCUGGUGGACGCGGCGCUGUCCCGCGGGAUGGACCCGUCCCGGUACGUGGACGACAACGACAGCUACGGAUUUUACUCGUCGCUGGACGCCGACGGUGGCGAUCUGCUGAAAAUCGGUCACACCGGCACGAACGUGAUGGACGUGCACGUUUUGAUCGUCCAGCCCAAACGACGAUGAUCGUUGAUGGCAGCAGAUUUUGCUUUUUUUGUUUUUUUUUUAUGUCGACAAAUAUUGUUAUAAUAGGAUGAUUUUUUUUUUU
This is a messenger RNA of Aphis gossypii (cotton aphid), 2040 nucleotides long. RefSeq names its product glycerate kinase. Gene Ontology annotation, cellular component: cytoplasm. Gene Ontology annotation, biological process: protein phosphorylation. Bases 459 to 1958 code for a protein of 499 amino acids. NCBI's taxonomy places the organism in Eukaryota, Metazoa, Arthropoda, Insecta, Hemiptera, Aphididae. Gene Ontology annotation, molecular function: glycerate kinase activity. The transcript has a single exon. The record is from RefSeq and is a predicted model, not a curated record.